AUGGGUAAGAAGAAGGGUUCGGGCAAGGCGUCGAAGAGGGAAGGGAUGAGCCUGCGCUCGGUCGAGGAGGCGAAGCUGGGCCUGGCCACGCCCAACGACCGACGACACGACGCCCUGUUCGCGGCCGCCCCAGACCUCAUGGCCCUCUGUUUCGCUUUCGCGCGUACCGACUACAACGACGACGUUGGAUCGAAAGAUAGGUUCGAGCUGCGUAGCAAAGGCGACCACGAUGCGCGAACAGUGCGCCAGACCGCCAGUUCGGAGCUACGCGUGGCGAUGGUCAAAAUGGCGGAGCAACUGCGACACCGCACGGUGGAUGCGAUCAAUCAACUUCUCGCCGGCGACGAUGAAAUGGCUGUGCGCGCCGCCCGGAUGAAGCUGCACGCCGAGCUACAUGCCCUGGAGCAACUCGCGAGCGAAGGCGUUCGCCUCGUCGACGAUGCCCACAGGCGACACAGGAAUUCCGAGAAUGUCGGUGCUGGACUACCCAAGGCAAGGGCCGACGACGUGGGCGGCCACCACCACAAGAGAAGAGGAGAGGCACAGAUCAAAGAGGAGGAAGACGAACGUCGACUGCUCGCAUCGAUGCGAAGCGCCUGCGGAGUCUUGGAAUACCUGUACGCCCAGGCCAUCUGCGCGAGUAGCGAGUCCCAAAUCGAAGGCUUGUCAGCGUUGGGGUCGUGGGCUCCUCUGGGCGCUCAGGUGGUCAGCCAGCUGGUCUCAGUCGUCGACUCGGUCGUCUCCGCCGGCCGAGUCCUGGACCCCGCCAGGCACCCGCAGGGCCUCGGGCUCCACAUCGCUGGCGCCGUUGACGCCCAGCUGCACCUCCUCUCAGUCCUUCUGCGCGGCGACAGCGGCCAGGUUGAGGCCCGGCGGCUCCACCAGCACGCUGGCGGCAUCCAGUUCCUGGCGGCCAUGCUCGAGCUCGAGCACCGCGUCACCAAGCUCGAGCCCGGGAAGCCCGACCAGGCCUACGACGAGCUGUGCCAACGGGCUGCUGACGUUGCAGGCCGGCUGCGGUGCCUGGGCGCUGCCGCCGAGCGCCAGGAAGACUUGGACGAGCUCAACCACCUGGGCGUCGAGCUGGCCGCCGCCGCGGACGAGUCUCGCAGGCUCGCGGCCCGUGCGAGCCACGUCACCGGCGCCGGCCUGCUGCCGGGCAAGGGUCCGGCCACGCCCAAGCUGCCACGCGAGGACCCGUCGAGCAAGUGGGACUGGGUCCUGGGCGCGGCCGCCGCCGCACAGUCCGCCGGCACAGUCGAGUCCGCCAUCAUGUCGGCCGUGGUCGACAACUCGCGGCUGCUCACCUCCCUGGCCGCCCAUCGGUUGGCCACGUCACGCGACGCUCUUCACUGUCUGACUGCGAGACAGACGCCCGACGAAGCGCGGGCGGGGCCGUCUCACUGGGCGCAGCUGCGGCGCAUCUUCAGGCGCUGUGGCACGCUGAGCGCCCUGGCGGCCAGCCUCGUUGCCGAUCGGUCCGCGGUUCUCCUCUCGUCUGGCGACACCGGACGACUGUGCGAGGUGGGCGUGGCCGACUUCGUGCGACAGCAGGUCUACGCCGCUGUGUUCGAGGUCAACAAGCUGUCGCUCCUCCUCCAGACCGUGUGCAGCACCCUGGACUCUUCGGCUGCUGCGCGUCACAAGGGAGCGGGGCUUGGGGGCCACGACCGAGAGGUGGCGGCACUGCAGGAGCAGAGCGAGGAGCUGGCCGGUCGGGUCUCGGCGCGGCUGAACAGGUUCGAGGCGGUGGUGGCCGCAGCACUGCCACCCACCACGCCGGCCGAACAACUGCGGCUAGCGGGCGUCGCGGCCGAAACGAUCUCGCAAUAG
Messenger RNA from Acanthamoeba castellanii str. Neff, 1833 nucleotides. RefSeq lists its product as uncharacterized. Bases 1 to 1833 code for a protein of 610 amino acids. The transcript has a single exon. The record is from RefSeq and is a predicted model, not a curated record. Lineage: Eukaryota; Discosea; Longamoebia; Acanthamoebidae.